CUAUAAAUAAUUUGCCUGCUACCAAUAACCCCAUCAACUUUUUCUGUUCCAAAAGGAGAAGUUAAGGUGGCAUUUCCUUGAGUUCCAUGGAGCUAGGAUUUUCCUCUACUCUUUUACUUGUUUUCUUUUUCUUGUUCAUGAUAGCUACAAUAUUGAAAGGAAAAAAGGCCAAAAACACCACUGUAAAGCUACCUCCAGGACCCUGGCAACUACCUCUCAUAGGGAACUUGCACCAGAUCAUAAGCCCUUUACCCCAUCAAAAGCUAAGAGGCUUGGCCAACAAGUAUGGACCUCUGAUGUGGUUAAAAAUGGGUGAAGUUCCUACCAUUAUAGUAUCAUCACCAGAAAUUGCAAAAGAGGUUCUGAAAGCUCAUGAUGCCAAAGUUUCCCAAAGACCUUCUCGUCUUUUUGCCAGAAUCAUCUCAUAUGAUUGUACUAACCUUAUUUUUGCACCACAUGGAAACUUCUGGAAACAAAUUCGGAAGAUUUGCAUGAUGGAGCUUUUGAGCACAAGCCGUGUCCGAUCAUUCCAACCAAUCAGGGAACAAGAGGUUUCAGCUCUGCUCAGAACCAUGUUCAUGAAUGAAGGAUCCUCGGUCAAUGUUAGUGAGAAAAUAUUUUCAUUGACAUGUGGCAUAACAGCCAGAGCAGCCUUUGGCAGGAAAAACAAAGACGAAAAGGAGUUCAUAAGGAUUGUUUUCGAGAUUUCGAAGCUCGCAAAUGGUUUCUGCUUGGUUGACCUGUAUCCUUCUAUCAAGUUUUUUAACUUGCUUAGUGCCACAAGGUAUAAACUUGAGAAACUACAUCAAGCUUCCGACAGGAUACUUGAAAACAUUGUCCAGGAACACAAAGAGAGGAGAAGUUUACAGACGUCAAGCACUAGCAAUGAGCAUGUAGAGGAAGAUCUGGUUGAUGUCCUUCUUAAGCUUCAACAGAAUGGUAACCUUGAUUUUCCCCUAACAAAUGAUAACAUAAAAGCAAUAAUCCAGGACAUUUUUGCAGCUGGAAGUGAGACUUCGUCAACAACUGUAGAGUGGGCAAUGUCGGAAAUGAUCAAAAACCCUAGAGUGAUGAAGAAGGCACAAGAUGAAGCAAGAAGGGUUUUCAAUGAAAGAGGAAGAGUGGAUGAAUCCGGGAUCCAUGAGUUGGAAUAUCUAAGCUUAGUAGUUAAAGAAACCUUGAGAUUGCAUCCUUCCGCUCCUCUUUUACCAAGGGAAUGUCGUGAAGAUUGUGUGGUUGAUGGGUACGAAGUACCUGCUAGGACCAAUGUCAUUGUAAAUGCAUGGGCAAUCGGGAGAGAUCCCAGGCAUUGGAAAGAAGCUGAGAAGUUCCAUCCUGAAAGGUUCUUGGAUACUUCUAUUGAUUUCAGGGGAUUAGAUUUUGAACUCAUCCCAUUUGGUGCUGGAAGAAGGAUAUGUCCAGGAAUAUCAUUUGCUCUGCCUAAUAUUUUGUUGCCACUGGCACAAUUGUUGUAUCAUUUUGAUUGGGAGCUCCCAAAUGGAAUGAAGCAUCAAGAUUUGGAUAUGACUGAAGAAUUUGGCAUAACUGUGACAAGGAGAAAUGAUUUGUUCUUAAUCCCCAUUUCUCAUCAUCAUAUUCCUUCUGAAGAGACUAUGCUAUACUAUUAAGCUAAGGUUUGGCUGGUUUGCUGAUGAUUAUUGUAAUAUGAUACCAUAUGUUAUAGACUACUUAGAAAACUUUCAAAGUCAAAGAUGUAAAAGGCUAGAGCUGCCAAACCUAUCCCUUAAUAAUGGGUAUAGAUUCUUCCACUCGACUCUAAUGUCACAUGUCCAUAGCUCGACCCAUUAUCUAUUCAUUCGUUUACGUAAUCACUUGCCUAAUCAUAUGAAUAUAUUUACUA
Molecule: messenger RNA, 1861 nt
Organism: Theobroma cacao (cacao)
Lineage: Eukaryota; Viridiplantae; Streptophyta; Magnoliopsida; Malvales; Malvaceae
Source: RefSeq, a predicted model, not a curated record